Molecule: messenger RNA, 1155 nt
Organism: Aspergillus chevalieri
Lineage: Eukaryota; Fungi; Ascomycota; Eurotiomycetes; Eurotiales; Aspergillaceae
Exons: 2
Coding region: 1-1155 (384 amino acids)
Source: RefSeq, a predicted model, not a curated record
AUGGGAUAUAAAAUGUAUUUCCCCUCCUCUUCCUGUUCCUCGUCGUCGUCCUCUGUGUAUCCCUCGUCCCAUGGAUCUUCCACCACCAGUUCCUCCUCAAAUCGUGGAUACCGUCGGCCGAGCUUAAUCUCCAGACCGUCGUUAACUCACCCCACACCCGUUUCGUUGUCUUCCUUGCGCGAUUUGACAGCGACUUCCUCGACUUAUAAUCCUCCGCCUUCCUCCUCCCCCUCCUCUUCUCCUUCCGUCUGUUCUUCUCCUACACGUUCAACUUCGCCGAUUACGGCAACUGCGGAUAAUUUAGACACUCUCAAUCUCUCUAGCUCAUCUUCCCGACCGAUCCCCAUCCCAAAACCGGUUUCUACUGCGGACCUCCCCGUCACCCCACUAACCGGCCGUUUCGAAAAAGGUUAUUAUUUCGCACCGCAGCAAACCGAUCAAUCUCCUCCAAACGAGAGAAAACCAUCUUCACAUAAAAACCUCGACUUUCACGGUUGUCAUCGUCCGUCUCACCGUCGUCGUCAUCAGCAUCAGCAUCAUCACCACCACCACCACUCCCACAAUCUUCACCAUAACCACCCCCGGUCUACACCAAGCAUGCGCUCCGACAACUCCAACUUCUACUCCCCUGUCAUGUCAUCGGCCAUGCCACCUUCCGGACGUCCUGCCUCUCCGCAAUCGUCUCGAGCUCGCGCUCAAAACACCACAAAGUCCGUCCCUUCCUUUCAUCUGAGCAAUCUUCCACGCUUCCACCCUGCCGCCUACCCAUCCACCAACUCGCAGACUACGAUCGGACAACAGCAACAACAGUCUCAGCCUUCAAUGCAAUCGCGUCACCACACAUAUCGCCAGUCGUCAGGCUCCUCUUCUCGGGAUGGCGUAUGGCAGCUGAUGGAGAGUGUGACCUCGCGAGUACCUUCGGGACAGUACUCUCCAAGCCCAUCCGCUCCACGAUUGGAUCCCCUCAUGAGUCCUGGUCCGGUCACCCCCUUGGCCUUGGAGGACGGUAACAACUACCUCACCUCCGGCGCGUCCGGCGCAGACCCAUUUUCGAGAGACCCUUCGAAUUCGGGAUCCGCGUCGGAUAAGGUGAUCGCCCGCGAAGGGGACCGAGCCUGGCAGAAGAACAGCAUACUCAAUGCUAAGGGUCGGUGA